AAUCCACGCAUCAACGACCCCCUUCCCUCCCCUCCUCCCCCUCCUCUCCCCCUUCCCAUAAAAAAGCGAAAACCCCCACCUCCUCCUACUCCCUCUCCUCCCCCCUCCUCCUCUUCUUCCCAUACCGCCCUACGUUCCGUCCACAACGGUACCCGAUACUUGAAGCCCGUCUCCCCCGGCAUCAUCUCCUCUUCUUCAGAUGGUAGUCGUGCCGUCCUCGUCGGUGACUCCGGCGUUUCCUACCUCCUCCCCGGUGCUCCUUUCGAGUUCCAUUUCAGCUACUCCGAAACCCCCAAUGCCAAACCCAUUGCCAUCCGCGAGCCCGCCUUCCUCCCUUUCGCUCCCCCGGAGAUGCCUCGCCCUUGGACCGGCAAAGCCCCCCUCCUCUCCAAGAAGGAGAAAGAGAGGAAGAAGAAGAUCCGCCUUUUCCAGCCCCUCGGCGAGGACUCGUCCCCCCCUGCUGGAGUCGCCAAGGUGCUCGAGAUGGCUGGGCGGCGCCCGGUGGAACUUGGCAGAUACAUUGAUGUUCGGAGCAGGGAGGAGAUAUUGGGGGAGCCAUUGACGCUUGCUGAAGCUAUGGCGCUCGUCAAACCUUACCUGUCCAAUAAUCGUCAGGUUAAUCUAGGAAGGGAUGGGUUAACGCACAAUAUGUUGGAGUUGAUUCAUUCACAUUGGAGACGGCAGGAGGUUUGUAAGGUUCGAUGCCGUGGUGUACCUACAGUGGACAUGAAUAACGUCUGCUAUCACCUUGAGGAAAAAACUGGUGGAAAGAUCAUACGCAGGACUGGUGGAAUUGUUUAUCUAUUCCGUGGUAGAAACUACAACCCACGUACACGACCUAGAUACCCUGUAAUGCUCUGGAAACCGGCAGCUCCUGUCUAUCCCAAACUUAUACAAGAAGCUCCCGAAGGAUUAACCAAAGAGGAAGCAGAAGAAUUAAGACAAAAAGGGCAAAAUCUCUUACCGAUUUGUAAAUUAGCAAAAAAUGGGAUUUUUUUGUCUCUUGUCAAGGAUGUAAGAGAUGCCUUUGAAUUAAGCCAUUUGGCGAAGGUUGACUGCCGAGGACUAGAUCCAAGUGAUUUCAAAAAGAUAGGUGCAAAGCUAAAGGAUCUUGUGCCUUGUGUGCUGCUGUCUUUUGAUCAGGAGCAGAUUCUCAUGUGGAGAGGUAAAGAUUGGAAGUCAAGAUACCAUACAUCCAUCUCCUUGGUUCCCAACAUUUCUACAAAUGAUGAUGGAACAUCAUCUUAUUCUGGUGAAACAGAUCUGUCACUUGACAGUGCCGAUGAGUCCUCGCUCAACAAGGUAGUAUCAAGCCCCAAAAUGAUGUCCUUAUGGAAGCGAGCUCUGGAGUCAAACAAAGCAUUAUUAUUAGAUGAGACUGAUCUCACUCCAGAUUCACUUCUUGAGAGAGUUGAAGAAUUUGAAGGCUUGUCACAGGCUGCUGAACACUCGUAUCCACCCUUGUUUCUUUCUGGUACUGGAGCAAAUGAUGAUAGUGACAUUACAGAAUAUGGAAAUAAUGAAAAUCAAGUUGAAGAUAAUGAGGAAUAUGACAGAGACUCUAAUGAUUUUUCUGAAGAGCUAGAGUCCUCAGUCCCCUUUGGAUCUUUACCUGUUGAUUUAAUAGCAGAACGGCUGCACAGAGAAAUAUAAAUUUUCUGGCAUUAGAUGUGCAGAUGCUUCAUUUUGUAGGCAUUAUGGAUAGCCAUUUAUCAAAUUAGUACCAUUGCCGAAUUCUGCUUCUUAAGCAUCUUGAGUCAUUCCAAAAUGGUAUUUCUUGCCAGGAAAAUAAUGAAAAAUGUAUAUUCUUAGUGGCCUUUUAAACUGACUAAUAUGGUCAAUAUAUACGUGGAUACUUUUGCAGUUGAGAACUUAUGGAUUAUGGUUGAAUUUGGUGAAGCUCAAGCUUGGAAGAA
This is a messenger RNA of Dendrobium catenatum, 1916 nucleotides long. RefSeq names its product CRS2-associated factor 2, chloroplastic. The record is from RefSeq and is a predicted model, not a curated record. Gene Ontology annotation, biological process: Group II intron splicing. Gene Ontology annotation, molecular function: RNA binding. The annotation marks the transcript as partial. NCBI's taxonomy places the organism in Eukaryota, Viridiplantae, Streptophyta, Magnoliopsida, Asparagales, Orchidaceae. The transcript is spliced from 6 exons.